AUGAAGGUGAUUGUGAUCGACGAAAACGAAGGUGAGAACGAGCGAAACGCGGAAUUUUUUGUUUAUGUUAUUUGAUAUGAUCGAUUUUUCAGAGACAUCGAAUGGGUGUCGAAAAACUAAUAACAAUAAUAAUAUUAGCGACAAUUUGAUGACUAAUGAUGUGGAAUUAACUGAAAUUGGUGAGCAUUUUUGGGUGGUUUUUGGGGAUACGAAAAUUGUGGGGGAUUUUAUUGAAAGAACUUUGUUAACCGGGUGAAAAUUGUUCUUUUGUGAAUAUUCAGUAAACUCAACUCUUAAAAUGGUUUAUGGCGUGGCUAAGUUUGAGAAUCUCGAAGAAUUGUAAAUUUAAAAGCCUAGAAGGUCCAUAGUUUUCAAUAAACAAUUUAUUUUUCACGUCAUAACUUUUCGAACUGUUUUUAAUAUUUGAAAUACUUUUUAGUUCAAAAAAUUCCUGAAAAGCAGCUGUUUCUUUGAGUUCAAAGAGAUAUUUUUUGUUUUCAAUAGAAUUUUUUCUGAAAACAAUACAAUAUUUUUCCUCCCAAAUGUUUUCUGUUGAUAUCUUCCCAGACUAAAACAACAUUAAAGUGUACUUACAAAAAAUGUCACCUUUUUUCCCGAAUUUUCUCCUCGUUCUCCCCUUUUUCUCAUCUUCUCUCAUUUCUUUCGUUCUCCCUACGGACCCUCUUGGCUCCUCCAGCUCCGCUUUUUUGUGUGCCUCGUCUAGCUCACUCUCUUUUUCUCCAUCGAUUCUCCCCUUGAAAAAUAUAUAGAAUAUAAAAAUAUUGUUUUUUUUUGUUAGGUGACAUGAAUUUUUCAACAGUCUUUUGGUGGGUGUUUUUUUGGCACCAGUUUUUUCUUAUACAUUUUCAAUUCGUUUAUUUUUGUAGGGAGAUAUUGGGGGAAUAUUUGAAACAGAUGUUCAUAUAAAUUUCAUGAGCAAAAGGGGGAUGCAACCAACAUAUUUUUAUUUAUUUAUUUUAUUUUCAUAUAUUUUUCCGAUCAAAAUUUUGUUAUUUUGGAUUGGAAAUUCUUUGCUCUAGACGAAAUCAAGCAUGGAUUUCCGAUUGGAUUUAAUUUUUAAAAACAUAGGUAUUUCCUUGGUCUUUAUUGAGAAAUUGAGAUUUUCGCUAAUUCUUGGUAAAUUUUCCAAACUGAACAACUGAAAAUGACGAAUUCUAAAAACAUGCGAAUUGACUCACCGGGCCGUUCUGGUCCAAUAAGUUACCCCAAAUUUUCAAAGUUUUAGAAAUGUUCUGGGAUUCUUAGACUUUGAACUCUGUACUCAUUCGGGCUUUGAGAGCAAUGGUUUUUCUUCUAACCGGGAAGUUCUGGUAUUAACAUUUUUUGAAACGUUUAAAAUUUUUCUUGGAAAAUUGAUAUUAAAAGGAAAACCAUCAAAAAUUGGACUAUGAUUUGAAUUUCCGAUUUGAUUUGAUUUAUGAUGUCACAUCCUCGUUCCUUAUUGCAAAUGAGCAAUUUUUAGCAGCAUCGAAAAAUUGAGAAUGAAAAAUUUUAGAUUUUUUUUGUAUUUAUUUUUCGACCUCGAGAGCUACAUUUUGCUCGAAAAGUUCCAGACUUUUCUUGAAAAUAAAAAAUGAUAAUAUUUUCCUCGGGAUUAGACCUCGAUUUGUAUUUCUAUUUACACUCACUAAUAAGCUGCUAUUCAUCACAAAAAUUGAAAUAAACAUGGAUUUGUUGAGUUGAGGCAAAGCUGGAUUAUCUUCCUGAAAUUCAGAUUUUUCUCCAAAAAUAAUUUUUUUUUCCCUAAAAAAAUACCAAAACCGAUUUUGUAAAGUUAUGGUAUUCGUUCCUUUUCUAAAUCACCUGACCAUCUAAAAAUGUUUUUUUUGUUGACUAGUUAGUUUGAUACCCAUUUUGGGGCUGAUUUCGACCUUGAAAAUCGUAAUGUCCUUUUCUUUCAAAACUUUUUGUUGUUGUUAGUUUUUUCCAAGAAAAAAAAAAUAAAAAACCGUAUUUUUCUAUGAAAUUGUACUAAAAAUACAUAUUUUGAGGCACAAAAAAUACAUUUAUUUUUCUCGAAAAAGUACUCGUUUUCCGGCCACCGGAAAUCACAAAUUUUCUGGUUUUUCUUCUCCAAAGUGAUUUUAUUUCAUUAUUUUAUGAAAAGAAAAAGAAUAAAUUAUUUUUUGCCAGUUUGUUUGGUUCAUUAGAAAUUCAGAAAGUUUUCCUGUUUUACGAUGUUCUCAUAGUUAAGCUUUUAUUGAUUUUGAAGAUUUUUUUGUUAAAAAAUCAUAUUUUUAGUAACUUUUUUCUGGUCAAAAAAUCAGGGAAUUAUAAUUAUUAUUCUAAGUUUUUUUCGUUGAGUGGAUCAAAUUAGAACAAGAAAUUGAGAAUGAGAAGAAGAAGAAGCUUGUUAGGUGUUUUUUGUGAUUUGUCAUAUGUUGAGUCAUGUUUUUGUUGAAACAAUGUGUUUUUUUUUUGUUUUUCUUGGGCCAGGCAUUACGAUAAUUUCUGUGAAUUUUUUGGAAUUUGCGUAUUUCUCUUUCAUCUGGUUCAGGAUUUUCUCAUUUCUUCAAAAUUUGAAAUUUUAAAUCAUGAAAAAUUUUCAAAAAUGUUUUUCAAAAUGUCACGUGAAAAAAAAAUUCACAGGAAAAUUAUCCAAUAAAAUUUUCGAAUAAAAAUUCAUUGCAAAGGAUUUUCUAGAAAUUCAUCUUUUUUGAACAAAAACAUUUGAAAAAUACUCGAAUUUCUUAUACAAAUCCGGCUUUUAAUAUUUUGGGAAAAAUUUUGGGAAAAACUCAUUUGUAAAUCCUCAAUCUUCUAUAAUCUCGAAAAAUUGAGUUUUUCCCGAAUUUCCUUCAGCUUAAAAAUUACUGAAAACAACCAUUCGAAACUCCUUAAAAUCACAGUUUCUAGUUUUUUAUCCCAAACUUUUUUUUUUCGUUAUUCGUAAUAAACUCUCGACAUAGAUAAUUCAUUUGUCAAUCAAUUCGUUCGUUUUUCUUUCCUCAUAUUUUUUCCCUUUCAUCUUUCAUUAUCGCAUUCAUCUCCCCAUGUUUUUUUUCAUUUUCAAUUUCUAGUACUUUUUUCCUCUUUCUCUCAAUCUCGACAAAAAUGUGUUGUUUUUUUGACUGUAUGUCUGACUGUCAGAAAAAAAUGAAAAAAGAAAAUCAUCAUCGAAUCGCAAAAAAAGAACUGGUUUCCCUCCUUUUUCUCACCAUAAUAUUGUUUCACUUUUGUUUCUAUAUUUUUUUUGGUACUUAUUUAUGAAUGACGAAUUUAUUUGUCAAAACAUGGAAAAUGUGAUUUUUUUAUCAGAGUUCAACAUUUUUUAGUAAUUAUCUGAUUAUUGCAUUUUUUGGAAAAAACGAAUGGUUUUUGUGCUUUUCCACACCGAUGAGUUUUUUGAAAAUUCGGAAAAGGAAAAAAAUUGACCUUUUUUGAAAGGAGGUGAAAAAUUUAUGUAUUUUCACGAGAAUUUCCGACCUAGAGGUUGGAAGUUUGAGUUUUUCUAAGUUUAUGACAUAUUCAGAACAAAAUUUGACUUCACGAUUUUUUUUCUUCAUACGAUUCUUCAUACGUUAGGUUGACUUUUUGUUUUUUUCAAAUACUUCUGAAAUUAAAUUUAGAUGUUUCGAAAUUGCCACGUCAUUUAAUUUAAUAGGUUUUUGUGCUUUUUUUCUGAAGUAUAUUAGUUUUUCGAUUCUAAAUACUAAUAUUUUUGACGCCAUAAUUCUGAAACGUGGCAAAAUUGAAAAUUCGAAAACUUUUCCACAUCAUAACUCAUGUUUAGAGAUGAGCUAACUUUAUAUUGUCUGUGGACUUUAUAUUGUCUGUCGAUCAGCGCUUGAACUGAAAAAAAUUUUUCUCAAAAAAAAAAAGAAAAAUUCCGUCGAUUCAGUCACUCUGAACGGAUUUUUGUUAAAUUCUCUCCGAACAUUUUCGGUCUUUGUACAUUGUUCGUCUUCAUUCUUAUGAUAUCAUUUUUUUGUUAUUAUUUUCAUUUUUUAUUACCACCAAAAAUCUGAGGUCGUGUAAAAAUAUGAGAAUAUUUGGCCAGCCGCCAGAUAUUGUUUUUUUUUGUGUGUGUUGCUUAUUGUCAGUGAGAGACGCAGAGAAAAAUGACCAGAAUGUGUAGCUGUGUAAUUUACAUUAGUUUUUUUGGUGGCUGGUCAGUGGCUGGACAAAUGUGUUCUUCCACAGAUUUCCAUUAGGAAGAAGAAGAAGAAAAAUCAAAAAAUCAAUUGAGAGAAAAAGUUUGUCAAGAAAUAUAAGUCUUAUUGUUUUAUAUUAUUUUUUACAACCAAUUUUUUGUAUUCUCUUUUUUUUUUGCCAUCUGAACUUUCGCUAUCAUUUUUCUCUUUUUCUUUCUUUUUUAUUCGCCUUCUUCUUCUUCUUCAUAUAUGUUUUUGUUAUAUGAUUUCGAUUGAGAUGGAUCAAUUAUAUGUAUAUCGUCUAUCUGUUUUUCUCCUUUUCAAUAUAUCUGUUUCUAUGUGUUUAUCAUUUUUGGUUUUUGACAAACUUGUAUAGUUUUGGCAGAUUUUUGGAUAGAAAGUAGUUUUGUUGAAUUCUGAUCACCCAGGAAUCUCGAACGUUUUUCAGUAAAAGAAAUCUCCCAAAAUUGAUAUUUGGCUUGAAAAAGUGUUUUUAUUUCCGAAAUGUUUCUUCAUCUAUACAUUUUUCUGUAGUUGCUACAAAAUGUGUUAAUGUUUUGUAAUAAUAUCACUGAAAUUAGAAUUUAGAUUAUUGUGAAAUAUUGUGAUAAGUAUAAAAAAAAUGUUGUCUUGGUAGAUUUGUUUUUAUUUGCUAGAGAUUGACUCGUAUUCGAUAUCUUCACUAUUCGAUCUAAAAUUUUAACUUUAACACGAAAUUCUCUCAUUGAAAUUUCGCAUUCCAAAAUGUUCAGAAGUAAGUUUUUCUUGUCUUAUUUUUGAAUUUAGAAGUUUGAAACUUUGAUUUUUGGCAUAAAAAUUAAACGUGAUUUUCAAAAAAAAAAAUGAUCAAAAGAUUUUUGAAUCGAAUAGCUGAGCCUAAAUACCCUUAUUGUCUAGGACCCGCGCUUAGAGAGUUACUCUGGCUAGAAACGGUUUCUUGAGAGUCACUGUGGAUAAAUAUUAUGCCAAUGGUUGCCACGUAGACUAGGUUUUCGGUACAUUUGAUGUGAACUUUUGUCUUUUUAGCAAACAAAUAUUAAAAAGAAAAAGAGGAAUGAUUGAUAAAUAUAAAAUUUUUAUUGUUAUGAUUAUUAUCAAUGGCUCCUUGCGACAUUUUUUUUAGAGUGUUCAUUUUUUGAAAGAGUUUUUCAGAAAAUUAGGAAUGCGAUUUUGGAUUUGAAGAAUAUGCUGAUUUUCAUUGAUUCAAACGUAUAUCUGAAAUAGCAUAAUUUUGCUCAAGAAUAUUUGGUCAACUGGAAUGUAUUAUCAACCCUUAUUAGUUCCGCUUUUUUCUUUUUGUUCCAUGAUUUCUGCCAGAAUAAUCUAUCAACAAAUUUUUAUCAAAGAGAGUGAAAUCAAUUUUUUUUGCUAAUUGUCACUGUAGUUUGAGCUGUCACAAGCGGAGCUGAUAAAAAGACAGAAGUUCACACUGUCAUCAGAAUUAUGGCCCAUUUCAUCAUAUAAUUUAGAUUCUUUUUUGAUCCCGAAAUGAAAAAAACUGAAAAUUUUUACUCUAUUUCCGCAAAUUGUAAAUAAAUUCAUAUUCAGAAUUAUUCCGUCAGCAUUUUUUGUUGUAAAUUGAACGGUAUAAAAAAUAAUCCGACAUAAUUUAUGUGGUUUUUUUGGUUGGCCUGCAAAACAAAAACUGUAUCGAUCAGAAUUUCGGUUUUUUGGUAUACAGUUCUUUUUUGGAAAUUAUUUUCAUAGAAGUUCAGAUUUGGGUUGAAUCUGAAUUUAGAGACCUAAUUUUUGAAAAAAAAUUUAAAAGUUCACACCUUUAUUGGAAGAAUUUUCUCUGAAUCUCGAAAUUUCCUAGACAAUUUCAACCUCUUGAUUCCAACACCUCUAACCUAACGAACCCCCCGAAAUAAACUCGAAUGCUCCAAAAAAUCAAAUAUUUGCCCAUGAGACUAGUUUUUUUCCUUGCAAAGUUUGUUUCUUUUCUAUGAGCCAAAAAGUUAAUCGCUGAUAGUAUUAUAAUCUGAGAAAUUGAGAAAAAGUUCUAAAUUGAUCAUCAGAUGCUUCCAGAGAAAAUUUUGUUUUUUGUCUGGGGCACCUUGUGAUUUUUUCUCCACUCUUAUCUGUUUUUUAUUGAUUAUCGUUUUUUUUAUCAUUCUCUUCUUCUGUUUGUGUGCUAAACUUUUUUAGUUUAUUGCAUUAUUUUUUUAUUCCUCAUAAAUAUGUCUAAUAAUUGUUAUACCAAUUAUGGAAGUGUUGGUGGGUUUUUUGAACUAUUUUUAGAAUGACUCAAAAAAUUAGGACUUCAAUUUUCUGACCAAAAACUUUUUUGGAACUGAACAUAAGGAUUAUGAUAAUUUUUGAGAGAGAAAAUAUAGAUUUGAAUAUUUUGGUUAGUCAUUUUGAGAGCGAAAUUGUUUAUUUUGACCCGUGAUAAACUAAUAAUUGGUUUUCGGAACCGAAAAUUUAGGGAGUUUCGAGUUUAUGUAGAAUUUUUAUGUCAAAAUUCCAGGCGUCCGAAAAAGGAUCCUAUUUUAAAGUCUGAAUAAUUUUUGAAGACUCUACCAAGUGUUUCAGUAUUUUGUUAUCAUGAAAAAUGUGAUUUUUGAUCUAAUAAAAGAUGAUUGUUUAUCGAAAAAAAAUAUGAGCCCUUUUUGAUGCGAAAAAUGUGAGAUUUCUUUUGCUCUGAAAAAUUUCGAAUUGAAAAAAUGUGAUUCUGAUCACCUCUUUCCUUCCUUUCUUCUUCCCCGUCUUUUUUCCAAAUAAGUCAACAAACCUUGUUUAUUUGUUUUUACCACUAACUUAAAUACUUUCAAAAAGCGAACCAUUUGAUUUCCAGACGACGAAAAUCGCCAAUUUUCGGGUGGCGAAGAGGUGAAAAAAGAAGACGAAGAAAGUGGAGAAGUUAGGCAAACUGAUUGUGAGGAGGAAGGAAAUCCGAAGAAAAACGAGAACGAAAACGAGAAAAGUGGAGGUGAAAAAGGAGAACAGAAUCAGGCACAAACGAUGGAUGAUGAUGAUGUUAUAACAAUAGGUAAGAGGAUUUUGGAGGGAAAUUUUGAAUCUAGAAUUUGAAAAUUACAAAAAUCUAGAACUGGAUGAGACUUUUGGAGAAAAUAGAUUAAAAAACGUUGUUUUGGAUAAACAUUCGCUAGAUCGUGCAAGAUUCUAAUAAUUUUCUUAUUUCCAGCCCGAACAUCUCGUCGAAUCUGUGGUUCAGCAGCCAGCAGUUCAGAUUCUGAAACAGCUGACGACGCUCCACUUCUUCCUGAUGAUAAUGGUCCCACAUCAUCAUCAUCACAAGCUGUUCGAAUCGAUAUUCCUGGAGGAGAUAAACCGGCAAGUCCACAUGAUCGAUUUCCGAAAAGACCAUGGAAAGCGCUGAUUGCAUUUAUCACGUUGUUUGUAUCGGCUGCGUUGAACACGAUUGUUUUGUCGUAUGUUCAUGAAAAGGUAAGACAUUUUGGAAUUUUCCAGUGUGUGAAAUUUCACUGAACUUUGUGGUAAUACGAAGCCUCAUUUUGUUUUUUUUUACAGUACCCCAUAAAUCAGCCACCACUUCCUGAUAUUGUCUUCGAUCAUUUUCCAUAUUAUCGAGAAGGAUUGGCGAUUUGUGAAACUCUGAUGAUUGUGUCGUUUUCGUGUGUUUUAGCGUUGAUUGCAUUCCAUCGGUGGGUUAUUUUGAAAAUUUGGAAAAUAAAAAAAUCCAAACAGAAAGUUAGGAGACAAUUGAUUUUGAUUUCGAAAAAAAAAUAGAAAAAAUAAAGAAAAACUUUUUUUCUUCAAUCCUCCAUUUCAAAUUUCUUCCAGUCAUCGAUGGAUUGUUUUACGGCGAUUAUGCACAAUCGGAGCAAUUCUCUAUUUUCUCCGUAGUAUCACAAUGAUUGUCACCCAAGUUCCAGUCGCCGAUCCAAAUUGGCAUUGUGCACCACGACUUGGCGGAAAUGGAACUGCGUGGCAAAUUAUUUGGAGAGGAGUCAAAAUGAUUGUUGGUGUCGGGUUGAAUGUGAAUGGAGACAACACGUUGUGUGGAGACUAUAUUUAUAGUGGACAUACGAUUGUGUUGGUGGUUAGCGCGCUUUUUAUGUCAGAGUGUGAGUUUUUGCGGAGGGUUUUCGGGAGGGAAUCAGAAUUUUUUGGGUAUAUUCUCGGACCACGAAAGUAAGGCGAAUUUUUAAAAUUAAAAUUUUGAUGAAUUUAUUGUAAUUGUGACCGAAAAAACAUUUUCGUGAGCAAUUUUUAUUCCAAAAAUUCAAAUCUAUCGCAAUUCAUCAUCAAAAGUUUCCAUUUUGCAGACUCGCCACGGCGUUGGUGGUUCCUUCAUAUCAGUUGGUGGAUUUUGGCCGCUGUUGGUGUCGUCUUCUUGGUGAUUUCACAUGGCCAUUACACUAUCGAUGUUAUUUUGUCGUAUUUUAUAUGCACCAGAGUUUUUUGGAUUUAUCAUACGAUGGCUGCGCAUCCCACACUGAGGGUGAGGAUUUUUUUUUGUAAAAUUUCAACAAUUUUCAAGAACUUUAAAAAAAUAUUUUACAUUUUUAUCUGUUACGAAUCGUUAAUUAUUAAGGACAUUCAAAUUUUAAAUGAAAAAUCUGUUUUUUUUUGUCAAAAAUUUUGCACAGAUUUUUCAUUCAAAAUGAAUUUACCACAUCAUAUAUCUUCUCUUGCCUCCAAAAACCUCCAUUAUUUUCCAGUCUUCUCUCCACAAUCAUCAUCGCAAAGAAUUUUGGUUCGGCGCUUUCAAAUGGCUCGAAUCAGAUAUUCAAAGACCAGUUCCACGUCGAUUCGAUAUUCCAUUUCCACUAAAUCAUAUUUACAAUUCAGUAGUUCAACAACGAAAUCGACGAAAUCGCAUCGAAUAA
Messenger RNA from Caenorhabditis angaria, 8932 nucleotides. NCBI's taxonomy places the organism in Eukaryota, Metazoa, Nematoda, Chromadorea, Rhabditida, Rhabditidae. The record is from the annotation of a GenBank genome assembly.